UUUGAUUUCAACAAAGACCGACGCGCAUUGAAACCUUCUACGUCUCCUCCCUGUCGUCGUCGUCGCCAUCGUCGUCUUCCAAUCCCAAAAUUUCAGCUUCUUCUAGAGAGAGAAAGUAGAAAGAGAGCAAUAUAUCCACACGGACUAUCUUCGCCAUCUCUUUGUCGCGCAAAUCAUGGCGUAAUCUUCUUUAACCCUGUCUGUCCCCUCCUCCCUCCCCAGUUCCUUUCUUAUUAUUCUCUUGUCAUUUCAAAUCCCCAUCCCUUACAAUUAUAUAUAUACAGAGAGAAAGUGAAAAGAUUGUAGUGUUUCAGCUUAUAUUUUCAAUCUUCAAUUUUAGAGAGAGCGAGUCGAGAAAUAAAGUAACAUUGGUUUUGGGUUUGAGGAGCUGAAAUCUUUGGGAGAUUCAUGUUAUCAGUUCAUACACGAGCUUGAACUUCGAAUCCGUUACAGUACUGAAGCCGAAUUGGUCUUUGGUUUUUAGGGUUUGCGGAGCAAAGAAAAGGGUAUGCUUCUUUACUCAUAUUGAUUUCAUUUCUAGGGUUUCAAUUUGGUGCUUUACAUGACCUUGAUGCGAUCAAUUUUUUGAUCCCCUUGGUGUUUAAGAAUCAAUUUUGAGUUAGGGUUGUCGCUUUUGAGCUUUCGAAUACUUUAAUUUUGUCUUAUUUGAGAAAAAUUUGGGAUUGCUUUGUUGGGGCUAAGUUAAGUUGAUGUUAUUGGAAUGGAUAACUCGAAUUAUUCAAGGAAUAGGCAGAAUGAUAACUUGGGUGUGAACAAGAUUGGAAAAAAUAUAAGGAAGGACUCAUUUCACCAACCCAAUUUUGCUAAUACCACCACUAGGCAACAACCUCAACCUCAGAUUUACAAUAUUAAUAAGAAUGAUUUUAGGAAUGUUGUUCAGCAGCUGACAGGUUCGCCGUCACAUGAACCUUUGCCUAGACCUCCAUACAACCCGCCUAAACCACCUAGUUUGCGGUUGCAGAGGAUCCGUCCUCCCCCUUUAACACCCUUAAACAGACCACAAAUUCCCAUUCAUCCUCCACCUCCAGCUCAGGCUCCACCUCCUCCCACAGCAGUUGUUCCGUACAACAAUGCCUUUCCUAGACCUGCCCAAUUUGGCCCACCAUCACCCACAAUGUUGCGACCACCCGGUGAUUCAGUUUGGGCAAAUACACCUGGUGAAUCUCCUAUCUCGGCUUACAUGCGAUACCUUCAAAAUUCAAUUCUGAAUUCAGGUUCAAGACAAUCCCAGGAUCAACAUCAGCCACAACCUCAAGUUCCAGGUCAUUUUCAUGCUCAACAGCCGUCACCUGGUUUACUUCCUAACCCAGGUGUGCCUCCUCUCCCUUCUCCGCGAAUGAAUGGUCCUCCUUCCCUUUUACCCUCUCCUACUUCUCAGUUCCUUUUGCCAUCGCCUAGUGGUUUCUUGAAUUUGUUCUCUCCGCGGUCACCUAAUCCAAUACAUUCUCCCAGGUAUCAGUUUCCUCCACCAUUCACACCAAAUUUUUCAUUUUCUCCCAUGGCUCAGUCAGGGAUUUUGGGUCCUGGGCCUCAACCUCCUCCUUCUCCUGGCACUGCAUUUCCAUUAUCUCCUUCGUUUUUCUCCUUUCCAAGCCCAAGAUGGAGGGAUUAAUAGUUGUAGAUGGAAAGCUGUUAAUCAUUUGUGGUAUUAUUUGCUGGAUCCUUUAUCUGGAAAUUGUCCAUGCUGAUUCAUCUCCUUGCUUAGGAGGUUCACUUGUGAAAAUGUAAUGAAUAAUGGCAGUGUAAGAUGUCCUCUCAAGAGUAGGUAGUUUUGUUUUUCUUGCUUUUCUUUUGUUGAUACUUAUACCAAGGCUUGUUUCAAGCUGAGGAAUCUGUAAUAGCUGUAGUCUGUUUAUUUUCUUGGGUAAGUUUUACUUUUGGUGAUUUAGUGAGGAUUGGUGAACUCGUCCGGGAUCUUGGACAAAGCUGUAAUGUGAAAGGAGGUAGGGUUAUGAACACUGAUAUUUAAUAUGUAGUUUUUAGUUCUUGUAAUAUUGUGGACUCAAUUUUUCUUAGUUUGAAUUAAUUUUUUUUCAA
This is a messenger RNA of Cornus florida, 2058 nucleotides long. RefSeq names its product protein HAIKU1-like. Bases 722 to 1633 code for a protein of 303 amino acids. The transcript has a single exon. The record is from RefSeq and is a predicted model, not a curated record. Lineage: Eukaryota; Viridiplantae; Streptophyta; Magnoliopsida; Cornales; Cornaceae.